Molecule: messenger RNA, 210 nt
Organism: Fusarium odoratissimum NRRL 54006
Lineage: Eukaryota; Fungi; Ascomycota; Sordariomycetes; Hypocreales; Nectriaceae
Exons: 2
Coding region: 1-210 (69 amino acids)
Biological process (GO): protein secretion
Source: RefSeq, a predicted model, not a curated record
AUGCCUGCACCAACAUAUAUCAUCUCCCGCGCUGCGGAUCCAAUUUUUGGUGUCUUGAUUGGCCUGUCAGCCGCAGCAACCAGAAUCAACCGCGAAGAAAAGGACAAAGGUCGAACAACUCAACAGACUCUUGAAGCUGCGCGACGCAUAGACGAGUUGGACUUUCUUCCAAGUCUUCGUGAUUAUGUCUGGGCUCGCUUCGACACCUGA